Messenger RNA from Canis lupus familiaris (dog), 2945 nucleotides. RefSeq names its product thymidine kinase 2 (gene TK2). The transcript has 11 exons. Gene Ontology annotation, molecular function: deoxynucleoside kinase activity; ATP binding. NCBI's taxonomy places the organism in Eukaryota, Metazoa, Chordata, Mammalia, Carnivora, Canidae. The record is from RefSeq and is a predicted model, not a curated record. Gene Ontology annotation, cellular component: cytoplasm; mitochondrion. Gene Ontology annotation, biological process: nucleobase-containing compound metabolic process. Bases 596 to 1249 code for a protein of 217 amino acids.
GGCUCUUGGCCUUGGGGGAAGACGGAGGCCGGGAGCUGCAGUCCGCAGUCCCGGGAGGGUGGGGGUGGUUUAGUCUCUGACUUGCUGCGCCCACUGCGUGGAGGCUGCCCCUUUCCGAGAGGGGAACCGCCGCGCCCAGCCAGGGUGUAGCGUUCUUUGGUCUUGGGCGGUGCGGGGCACCCCCGGCGUCCGUGUGAUGUCAGCCCCGAAACCCACGCACGCUGCCCACUCUUAGCCGUGGGGCCCCUGUGGAGGCCACCCUGUGUUUUGACUUGCCGGACCCAUCUGUGAGGAUCGUAAAUAUGAAAUGCAUGGAAAGUGGAAAGUAUGACCUACCAAGUGCAAAACAAGCUGAGCACAGUUGGGGCCCAGCGGUGCCAACAGGCCCCGGGCCGCCGCUGCACAGUGUGUCUCGCGUGCAGAUAAAGAUAGAGAAAAUGAAAAAGAGAAAAAGUCAGUGAUCUGUGUUGAGGGCAAUAUUGCAAGCGGGAAGACGACGUGCCUGGAGUUCUUCUCCAACACAACAGACAUUGAGGUGUUACAGGAACCGGUGCCCAAGUGGAGAAAUGUCCGUGGCCAUAGCCUUCUGGGUCUGAUGUACCGCGAUGCCUGUCGCUGGGGCCUCACACUGCAGACAUACGUGCAGCUCACCAUGCUGGACCACCAUACUCGUCCUCAGUUCUUCUCCAAGUGUGCCUGGAUCUGGAGCAGCAGGAGCACCCAGAAACUUGUUAGAAAUGUACAUUUUCGGGCCCCAUCCCGGACAUGGUGCACCAGAAAUUCUGGAGAUGAGGCCCAGCAAUCUGUGUUUUAUCAAGCUCUCCAGACAUCACCUGUACGGUUGAUGGAGCGGUCGAUUCACAGCGCAAGAUAUAUUUUUGUAGAAAACCUAUAUAGAAGUGGGAAGAUGCCUGAAGUGGACUAUGUGGUUCUGGCAGAAUGGUUUGAUUGGAUCCUGAAGAACAUCGACGUGUCCGUUGAUUUGAUAGUUUAUCUCCGGACCGCUCCUGAGACCUGUUACCGGAGGUUACAGAUGAGAUGCAGGGAAGAGGAGACGGUCAUUCCCCUGGAGUACCUGGAUGCCAUUCACCACCUCUAUGAGGAGUGGCUCAUCAAAGGGAAUCUUUUCCCUGUAGCAGCCCCUGUUCUGGUGAUUGAGGCUGACCACGACAUGCGGAAAAUGCUAGAACUCUUCCAACAAAACCGGGACCGAAUAUUAACUCCAGAGAAUCAGAAACAUGGUUCAUAGGAUGGAAAGAUCAUGCCAGGAAAAUGCCCGCUGCUACCAACUUAGCUAUUAGGAGCAAUCUGGAAAUAUCUCCUUUCGAGAGGGCUUUAUAUAUCUGGCCGCAUUUGUAUUCCUGACGGUCUUUUCCUCUUUACCAGUGUCUUCAGCUGGGUCUCUGUUCCUUGUGGGUAGAUGACAAAUGGGACCAAUGGGUUUGUCAUGCCCUUUGGUGUUUGCAGGCUUGCACUCCCCCAGCCCUUCUCCUGGUGGCUUCCCACUGCUGGGUCCAUGUGAGUAAGGGAAGAGCCACCUGAAGUUAUGCUGGGCUUAGGGUCUCUAACCCUUCCCACUACUCAGGAGGGUGAGGUGGUGGCCUCUGAGAAGCUCAGGCUAAAGGGUUGCCCAGGGUCACACAUCCAGGGACAGUGGAGUUGGCACAAUUUAAACUUUUGGUGACUCCAGAACAUUCUGUGUCUCAUCCUGAGAGCCUGUCUUCCCUUGCUACAGAUCUCACAGCUGUAUGGAGAGAGCCAGCAGAGCAUGGAGACAGUAUCAUCACUUUCUCAUUAUCUGAGUAGUUCUCGAGGGCCAUUGAUGUUCUUAGACUUUCACAAAAUUGUGCUGUAUUUGGCUUGAGCCUAAUGUUCAGUGGUUUCCCAGCACGAGGCCGCGGUGGCAUUUGCCACCUCGGCAUCUGGGCUUCUGUGUCCUUGGGAGAAUCAUGCGUUGACUCCUGAAUGGUGUUUGGUUUCCUUGGUGACAAAGGCCUUGCCUGAGCUGCCGCCAGUGCCAUGUCAGAGAAAGGGCUUUUGGUGUGUGGAUGGUUUGCCCAGUGCCAAGCUGGGGCAAGGGGCCAUCAGCCCUGGAUUCCGAGGCCGCCUCAGUCUAUAAUGGCCUUGUGUGAAGAGCUUUGCCUUUGGAAUUACUGAGAGGUUGUGGCCUGGGGAAGAGACACAAGUGGCCUUAUGUCUUUUUGAAAUGUUUUUCCACCCAAGGAGACACCUUGGACCAGAGAGCAUGAAAUCAUCUUUAUUGGCUCAAAAUAUAUCUUAGCUUCACUGAGCUGUAACAAUGCAUCAAAGCCACAGCUGUCUCUUGAGUCAAGUGGGAAGUAAGAGAAAGAACAGUCUCAUAGGGGGCGAUCUGGACAGGAAGAUCAGAGCUUGCAAGCCAAGGCUCUUAGAGCACUCAUGCUCCUGAUAUUUUGGAGGCAGGCCGAGAGAGCUUCAAGAAGCCUGGCUGUAGAUGUGGGGCAGGGUCAGUUGUGACCUUUGGGGAAACAGGCCUCAGCCUCUCCUGAGCAGCGUUGUUGUAAACAGGUUGGAAGGCCUCGUCCCAGCCUCUGCGUGAGUGUGGCUCCUGUGCACACUGUGGCUGACAGGCAUCCUGCUGGUCCAGUGGUCCAGUCCCAGAGGGAGUGCUAAGGGGCAGGCACUGUGACUCCCAGACCAGUUCUUGGGCCACAUGGUCAGGAUGAGGGGCAGCAACCCAGUGGGGAUGUGUCUCUCAGCCCAAAUGUCAGUGGUUGACCAGAAGCCUGGGGGAGGCAAGAGCCUGUACUGCCAGGUGUCUUGACAAGCCAGGGAAGUCUUUGGAAAUUUGUAAAUGAACAGUCCAGUAUCCCCACAGCUCACUUUAAGCAUCUGUUUUGGGGGAAAUAUGAUUUAAAAAUAGUAAAGUAUUGCCCUGUGGUAGCCAAUAAAUCCUUCACCUAAAA